GAAGUGUUCUUGGUAGGACUUGCAGUUGAGAAAAAAUUCAGUUGUGCAAUGAUCAUGUGUUUCAACUCUGCGCAUGCUUUAGAGCAAAAUAGAGUUUCUUGGAACAACCAGUUGGAGUACUUUUCCCUUUAUUAUAUCUCAUGUUUAGCAAAGUAAUGUUUGAAUAUAGGAAUACUGAAGGGGCCAACUUUCUUCCGGUUGAAACAAGUCUGUCAUGUCCGUCCACAAAAGAAAGGAACUGUUCUUUGAAUUUGAAUCGUAUUUAUUUUAUUCUUUCAAGAGAAUAUGAUGGGGCCUUUCCGAGUUGUUAUUAGGUCAUUUCUCUUUUGUUAUGGCUCGUCUGUUCUGUAUGUGAUAUUAUCUCUUAUACAGCCUAGGAAGGCUGGAUGCUUGAAUGAUAAUUUAUGGAUUCUAUUGAAUGAGAAACUCACAAAAGUACCUGAUCUAAGAUUUCAAAAUGUCAAUAAUAGGACUUUGGUCCGACAGUUUUCUUGAUUCUUUUCAUCAUUUUGAUGUGGGUUUCUUCACUUUAAGACAACAUUUCAGCUGACUAGUAUGUUGCCGUUGGUAUAUGCAAGCACACUGGUCAGCAAGGAAUGGGGGAGACAUUUCGUUUUCGGCUCAUUUCCACAAGUUCUUAUGUAGAUGAUGGACCAGUGGUUUCAAAGGGGAGUCAAGUUGGAAAAGAAGUUGAAUUUCUUGCGAAUAGAUUUUUCGUUCAAUAUCUAAAAGGACAAACAUCGUCGGCAAAUGAAAAAGAGCCCUCAAAGGAAACUGGUAUACCACAGCUUAAAGUUGUAGUGACAAACUAAAGACCAUCAUAUGGUAUUAAGAAUUUUCAGAUUUGGGAGAUAGACAUGCAGUAAAAGAAUGUCCAUAUGAUGGUGGAUACAAAAUACAGAAGCAUCAUCUAACUCUUAUGUUGAAUCCACGUGUAUAUGAGAAGAUCCUGCUAGCUAAAGAAAGAAAACUCUUCGAUACAAGUUCCACAUUUUCGUGUUUUCCUCGUGGUCCAAGGUCGAAAGCAAAAGCCCGCAACCAAAUGACGUCUCGUCAUAUGGCUGGGUUUUCCCUGGGAGUCUCCAAGGAAUGUCAAUGUCCUACAAGCUCAACAACGUGCCGACCUGCACGUCGGAGGGGCCGCAAGAGAAAAACUAAGCCAAAAAAUGAGCUGAGUGAUUCUGAAGUCACUGUUCCCCUACGUAUUCAUUUUCGUGGGCAAGCAAGGAGAGGCCAAUACGGCAGUAAUACAACAACCGACGAACGAGGAAAGUUAGACUCUGCAACAUUUCUUCACUACUUCAUGCAUAUUUGGAGUGCUUUUCCAGAAGAGAAGGUGAAAUCAGUUGCAUACUUCGACCCUUUAUGGUUUGACUUAUAUGCAAAUGAAAACAAUAGAGUGAUGGUUCUGAAUUGGAUCAAAGAGAAGAACAUAUUUUCAAAGAAAUACGUUCUGGUUCCUAUAGUUAUGUGGUCUCAUUGGAGCCUCUUGAUCUUUUGUCACUUGGGAGAAAGUCGACAUUCGAGAACUGCUACUCCUUGCAUGCUGUUGCUUGAUUCAUUACAUGCAAUAGGUCCCACACGGCUUGAACCCUUGAUAAGAAGGCUUCUCUUUGACAUAUUUGUAUCGGAGGAGAAGCUGGAGAGUAAAGAACAGCUUAAAAAAAUACCUCUCUUGAUUCCAAAGGUUCCGCAGCAGAGAAAAGGUGAGGAAUGCGGAUUUUAUGUUCUGUACUACAUAAACCUAUUCUUGGAAAGUGCUCCUCAAAAUUUCGACAUUUCUGAGGGCUACCCGUACUUUUUUCCACUGUAUUUGCAGAUGAAAAAGGACUGGUUCACCGCUGAAGGAGUAGAGUCCUUCUGCAAAAGGCUCGACUCUUUUCCUGUUGUUUCAAGUGAUCAUGACGAUUCUGCUUCCGUGGAUUCUAGCAAUUCUGUUGAACUGAUCGAGACUGUCGGCAGCUAGGUUCAACUCCCAGCACACUCCCUCUCUCUCUCUCUCUAUGUAUGACUUGUUUGAACAUCGUAGUCUCAGUUCCUUUUGAGAUAACAAGGAAAAAGAAGCUAAUAGUAAUUGUACUUA
Messenger RNA from Sesamum indicum (sesame), 2083 nucleotides. The record is from RefSeq and is a predicted model, not a curated record. NCBI's taxonomy places the organism in Eukaryota, Viridiplantae, Streptophyta, Magnoliopsida, Lamiales, Pedaliaceae.